AUGGCUGACAUGCAGCCACAAUCACAAAAUCCUCCAGCACGAAAAUCUGUUACGAUAAACCUUAAGCCGGAGAUAAAUUCCGUGCCAGUGAAUUCCACGACUAGUAGGCUACCCCCAGAACUGAAUCCUGGCCCCCCCACGGUAGAGACUGAACCAGCUAAUCAAAAUAAGUUCCUUUCCAUUAAUUCAAAUCUUUCUCAAGGCAUUUCAUUUAAUCAGAUUGAUUUAAAUGGCCAAAUGAACCAGUACAACAACAGUGGACAAGGUAGUAUCCAAACAUCCCAAAUACCUGGAAAUGUGCAGGCAGCAUUGAGUGGAUUUUAUCCAAGUCAUGAUGUUCCUCCUGUUGAACCUCCUAUCCCGGAGCACUUCAAUAGCACACAACCCUCCACUCAGUUUUUACGGAAUUCCAAUCAUUUUUGCAAUCAACCAACUCCCCAGAUGUCUCAACAGCCACUGUCCGUUGACGCGCAGCCCUACAUGCUACCAAAGGCGCUACAGGAGCUUUCCGAUGAAAAGGUCGUGGAACAGUUGGCAGAGAUGGAAGCGACCUCGGAGACGAUGCUGGAUACCAGCCUGGCAGGCACUGAACCUGCAGGAGAUUCCCAGACUCAGAAACCUUUGGACUCCUCCAAUCACAUAAAGAUGCUUAAGACAAAGCAGACAGUGAUGGAAUGUGUAAUGAGAAAGCUUUUGCGUUCUAUGAAACAGAUUCAAGACCUGGAUCCAGAGAGGCGGAAUAAGACGGAGGUAGAAGCAGAGCAUCGACUCAAAAUGGCUCGCAUGAUGCAGCUAUUGAUGCUACAGAGGAAGAACCUUCAACAACAGGUUGAUGCACUAACACAGAGUCACAGUAGUCUUUUGCAGAAACACCAGUGUUUGAAGACCUACUCCGAGGGCUGUGUUUCAGAGAACCUGGAAUUGAACAAGAAGUGCCGAAAACUUCAAACCGAGCGUGACAGCAAGGAGGCGCAAAUCAAGGCCUUGAUGCAACUGAGCUGCAAAUUGCAGAAGAAACUUGAGGGCCAUGCACACACGGAGUUGGCAUUGGAAAAUACAACUCUUGAGGUGAAGCGACUUGUCUGUGACAACGAAAAUCUCAAAGCAGCUAAUCAGCAGCUGGAAACUUCCUACAAUGAAAACGUCAAGGAGCGUGAAGGCUUAACUCUCCAAAAUAAUCAACUAAAAAUGGAUUUGGAUAGAAUCCGAACAGAACUGGCCAAUCAGCGGGUUCGAACAGAAAAGGUCUCCGCGGAGAAUUCAAGUCUACGAAACCAACUGAGUAUAGCAGAAGCAGGAAGUAAAACUGCAGCAAAAAAGAGUGUUGAGUAUGGUCAGUUAAAAGAGGCCUAUGAGAAUCUGCAAUUUGAUCACCAACGUCUACAGAUGCUUUACAUCUCGGAGACUGAAACUCGGCGUGAAUUGCAUAACCAACUGCAGGAGGUGAACGGGAACAUCCGAGUAAUCAGUCGUUUUAGACCAUCUGAAGAAUGUGACGAGGAUGUGGAGUCUCCCUUUGAAUUCUGUGCAAUGGAUAAGAUUUUCGUCUGUGGGAAAUCCAUCCCCAUUUCUGUGGCCUAUCAGCGCCAACUCGGUUACAAUCAGCCACAGGCAUAUACAGCUCGAGAUGAGUUCUUUGCAUUCAAUCGAGUCUUUCAGGAGAAUGCUAAUCAAGCAGACAUCUUUGAAGAGAUCCAGCCAAUUGUUGGAUCCUUCCAAUUACUUUUGCCAUUUGAAAGUAGUAGUCCUGCUGAUUACCGGAAGCAAAUUUAUCUAUUUACUCCAAAGUAUGUUCGACUAAUUUGGUUAAAAAUGGUACCGAAAUUAAAAAUCACACAAAUUUACAGCCUCACUGAUUGGCCAGCACUGCACUUUAAAAAGGAUUUAAGGGUGUUCAGGGCUAGUACCAUGUCAGCAGUGACGCACAAUAGGGCAUUAUUGAAAGAGGAGGCCCCUCCUCAACGUGAUGCAUAUUUGUGGAGGAUGAUGAGAAGCAAUGAGAACGGAAACGGAAACGCUGGUAGAUUGACCCAUUUCGUGUGGAUUUCAUCAGUUACAUCAAGUGUUUGCCAAAUCAUCGGUCAAAUACUAAGCUCUCUAACGUUGAUGGCCUUAGAAAUAAAGUCAAAUUUUUCUCUAAGUAAAGUUGCUGCAAAAGAAGCCGCAGGAUUUUGGCCUUUGCUUUUUAAAAAUAAAAGAGGGAGAAAAGUUACCUCUGUAUUCAGGAAAACAGGUCUUCAGCGGAAGGGUAGCCAAUUUUUGUUGAAAGAGAUCAAAUUUAUUGAGGAUGAGGAAGACUGUGGUGCAUUUGGUGAACCAGUUGCCGUUGCAGAUGGCUGCAAAGAUAUAGCGGUUUCACUAGAAAGUCUACAAGCACUAAUUAAAUAUUUGCUCGUUUAUCCUGUAAACAAGUCCAAUGAAAGUUUUUCAUUGCAUUAA
Echinococcus granulosus is the source of this 2439-nucleotide messenger RNA. Its product is annotated as Kinesin-like protein KIFC1. Bases 1 to 2439 code for a protein of 812 amino acids. NCBI's taxonomy places the organism in Eukaryota, Metazoa, Platyhelminthes, Cestoda, Cyclophyllidea, Taeniidae. Gene Ontology annotation, biological process: microtubule-based movement. The transcript has 6 exons. Gene Ontology annotation, molecular function: microtubule motor activity; microtubule binding. The record is from RefSeq and is a predicted model, not a curated record.